AUGGAUGUUUCGCUAAUCGCACAAGGCUUCGGAAUCUCGGCUUUAUACAUUCUCGGAGGAGACACGAGAGAGAUUGAAGAAAUUCAGGCUGGGAACAUCAAGAGCAAAGGACCCUCAAGCGGUGAUAUGUAUGUGACAGGCCGCUACGUUCCUAUCAACAAAAACACGUUCGAGAUCUCGCAAGCAGACGAUGAAGUCUACAAUGACAUGCCAACCCUGGCAGAGGAGCUCCCCGAUCAUUCCCCAAGAUAUGUCCUUCUUAGCUAUCCACUAACUUUAGCUUCUGGCCGACUCUCGGUCCCUUACGUCCUGAUAUAUUACCUUCCCGCCACAUGCAACGCAGAAUUGAGAAUGCUGUACGCUGGAGCGAAGGAAUUGAUGAGAAGCACGGCUGAGGUAGGUAGGGCCAUAGAAUUACAAGAUCUUGAAGAUCUUGAGUCGAUUGAGGAGAAGCUGGGCGCUGAGCAAUGA
Molecule: messenger RNA, 471 nt
Organism: Bacidia gigantensis
Lineage: Eukaryota; Fungi; Ascomycota; Lecanoromycetes; Lecanorales; Ramalinaceae
Exons: 3
Coding region: 1-471 (156 amino acids)
Biological process (GO): actin filament debranching; negative regulation of Arp2/3 complex-mediated actin nucleation
Cellular component (GO): actin cortical patch
Molecular function (GO): actin binding; Arp2/3 complex binding
Source: RefSeq, a predicted model, not a curated record